AUGAUUCAAUGUGCCAUCUGUUGUCACGGAAUUGCAUUCACCCGAGAUCACAGAUCACAUGUGAUUUAAAGAUUUUGGAUUUGGAUCGUGAAAAAAAAUGAAAGCCCGAGAAUUGAUUAAAUUCAGUGUUAAUCCACUAUUGUCGGAAAAUCCAGCAUUACCCGUUGGCUAUAUCCGUAAUGCAUAUUACAAUGGUAUAGGAAGAUAUGUUUGCCAAUUACAACGUGUGACGAUAAAAUUCUGCAAAAACAGUGGCACAUCCCAUGGUGUUCGUGAUUUCAUCGAAAAUCGUUUGCUGGAUUUUAGCCGCCGUAAUCCUGGAAUUGUUGUUUAUGUAAAACCACGUCUACAUCGUACACCAGUAAUUGUCAGUGAAUAUCUUAAUGGCCAAACACAAUGGAUGAAUAUACGUAAUUUUAGUGAAGUAGAAAUUGAUUGGUGGCUUGAUUUUAUUCGUACACGAUCUGGUUAUGAAUUAAGUCAGCUAAUAUCUAUGUAUAAUGUUUCAACACCAAGUAUUCAAGGUGUAUGGAAUCCAUUCUUGAAUCGGCCAACCAAUUUAACUGUACAACAAUCAUCAUUUCCUAUUGCUGAACGUAGCCAAUAUGAACCUGAAUUACCAUCUGCAACUGAACAGUUAAGAAUUCUAGUGGAAAAAUUGAAUCUAACCGAUGUGGACGAAAAUCUAGUCGUUUCGAAAUGAAUGAAUGAUCGUGGUUGAAUAAUAACAAAUUUUUAUUUCAUUAAUCAAAAUCAAUGGGGAAAC
This is a messenger RNA of Dermatophagoides farinae (American house dust mite), 766 nucleotides long. It is a transcript of the gene mRpL43, whose product is annotated as mitochondrial ribosomal protein L43. Gene Ontology annotation, cellular component: mitochondrial large ribosomal subunit. Lineage: Eukaryota; Metazoa; Arthropoda; Arachnida; Sarcoptiformes; Pyroglyphidae. Gene Ontology annotation, molecular function: structural constituent of ribosome. Gene Ontology annotation, biological process: mitochondrial translation. The record is from RefSeq and is a predicted model, not a curated record.